UCUCCGGCCUAUCGGGAGCCGCGCCCUCGUCCGCUCGGGCCUCAGCAGCGGCCCGAGUGCGCUGUGACGUGUGUUCGGCGCGCUGUGCGCUGCCGUGGUCUGUGUGUGGUACCCGCUAUCAUGCCCAAGCGGAGCUGCCCGUUCGCAGACGCUGCCCCGCUUCAACUCAAAGUCCACGUGAGCCCGAAAGAGCUGAGCCACGGUGUGUUCGCCGAGCGCUACUCGCGCGAGGUUUUCGAAAGAACCAAGCAGCUCCUUUUCCAAGGUGCCCAGGCCUAUAGAGAUCACGUAUGGAGCGGAGGUUGUUCCAUCAACCACCUGCCGAAGUCACUGAAGUCUGGCCUGGUGGGAGCCCCUCAAGCUCCAAGGGGACAGAUGUUGAUUGGACCUGAUGGCCAACUGACCCGGCGACAAGCUCAGGCCUCGGAAGCUGGCCUUCCCGGGGCCACACCCAUCCCUUGUUCGUCCUGCGUGAGAUCUGUGGAUGGGAAGGCGGUCUGCAGCCAGUGUGAGCGGGCCCUGUGUGGACAGUGUGUAUAUACCUGCUGGGGCUGUGGUGCUCUGGCCUGUGUGCUGUGUGGCCUUGCAGACUAUGCUGACGAUGGUGAGAAGACACUUUGUACCAGCUGCGCAAUGUUUGAAGCCUGAGGUGGCCACGCACAGCACAAGAUAUUCACACUAAAGAGAGAGAAGUUGGCUUUUUAUAUGUUACAUUUUAUACCCCAGUAAUAAGUGAAUAAACCUCUUUAUAUUUGCA
Molecule: messenger RNA, 757 nt
Organism: Grammomys surdaster
Lineage: Eukaryota; Metazoa; Chordata; Mammalia; Rodentia; Muridae
Gene: Siva1
Product: SIVA1 apoptosis inducing factor
Exons: 4
Coding region: 121-648 (175 amino acids)
Biological process (GO): extrinsic apoptotic signaling pathway
Molecular function (GO): CD27 receptor binding
Source: RefSeq, a predicted model, not a curated record